AUGCCUUGUAGACCCGUUAUCAAACCUAUCACAUAUGAGGCAAUAGACAGAGGGACCGACAAGUUGCCAAACCCAAAAAGGUACUCAAACAUGCUCAUAAUUUAUCUUAAAUCCCUACUCCCGGUGGUAAAUGGAAUAUCUGAAACUGCAAGCUCAAGUGAGACCAUUGAAGUUGAUAUUUCG
This is a messenger RNA of Ilex paraguariensis (yerba mate), 183 nucleotides long. NCBI's taxonomy places the organism in Eukaryota, Viridiplantae, Streptophyta, Magnoliopsida, Aquifoliales, Aquifoliaceae. The record is from the annotation of a GenBank genome assembly.